AUGAACUAUUUAGCGGUUUACGUCACCGUCUACGAGCACAAGGGCGAAAUUUACCGCGGAUAUACCAGAGAGUUCCUGCGCCACAGCGGCAUUGUGGUUGACAACGGAGAUCACUCUUUCGACGUCUUCCAUGUAACUGGCACGCCCGGUAUUGGCCUUACAUUCCAUCGCGUGUGCAACUGGAAAGAUCCGAGGCAGGACACCGCAAGACUGCUGUCGAUGGACUUCGUAGCAUGGAUCCCGCAAAACAGAUAUUCAGAGUUAGAGCCGCUACUUAAGGGUGUCGACAUCAAAGUGAGCAGGACAUGGAAUUGUCAGAAUUGGGUUCGAGAAGGGUUGGAUGCAAUGGUGACUGCACGCCUGAUUAGCGAAGCAGAGAAGAACGCGGCGGUUCAGAAGCAAAUGGCAGCAGUUACAAGGCCUUUCACGACGGAAACUCCCAAUGCACAAGCGCUCAAGGAUAGUUAA
Trematosphaeria pertusa is the source of this 468-nucleotide messenger RNA. RefSeq lists its product as uncharacterized. The coding region runs from base 1 to 468 and encodes 155 amino acids. The record is from RefSeq and is a predicted model, not a curated record. The transcript has a single exon. Lineage: Eukaryota; Fungi; Ascomycota; Dothideomycetes; Pleosporales; Trematosphaeriaceae.